Closterium sp. NIES-67 is the source of this 4097-nucleotide messenger RNA. The record is from the annotation of a GenBank genome assembly. NCBI's taxonomy places the organism in Eukaryota, Viridiplantae, Streptophyta, Zygnematophyceae, Desmidiales, Closteriaceae.
GGUCUUCUGUUGACGUCUCCGUCAACUUUCCACCGCCAUGCUGCCAAAAUCUAUAUAAACUAGCUCAGCAUCGUCAACCUCAUUCUUGAUUUCCACGCCUCGGCUUUGCAGUCACCUGAGCAUCAAUUUACUCGCCAGCAACCCAAGAUUCUCAAAGCAUCUUUGUCUCCGUAGCUGCUUCGCCUUCCCUGUACCCUCGGAUUCGGGAUCAUUCCCAGACGAACCAUUAUGAACAUGGAUUAGGUGAAGAGAUUAUAUUUUCUGUGAGAAGCCGUCGUUUCUCGCAUAAGGCCUUUCUUUCAAUAGUCGUGUCUUCCCAGGACUUUUCUGCAGGCCAGUGACGGGAGUUGCUGGAAACCGGUCAUAACCCAGAAGUCAACAAAUCAUAAGUAGAAGUCAACGCGUCGUAAAUUGGACCAUAACUAGCCGUGAUUAGAGGAGGCGUGACGACGAGCCGUGACUAGACGAGACAAUGGCGGCCGUAUCGUCACUGACGGCGGACCACGAGUGGCUGCUGUGUCGCCUGAGGGAAUGCCUGGACCCGGGAAACACCAACCGCGCUGUCGCAGAGGAGGCGCUGCGGCAGGCCGAGGCGAUGGCAGGCUAUGCACCAGCGCUGAUGGCGGUAACACUCAACAAGGGCCUAGACGCCGGGACACGCCAACUGGCAGCAGUGCUGCUGCGGCAGAUGGUGCAGAAGCACUGGCAGGCAGGGGACGAGGAGGAGGAGGAGGGAGACAGAGGAGUGAGGGGUUUUACUGUGUCGCCAGAGAACAAGGCAGCCGUGCGGUCUCUGCUCCUCCAGGGGCUGGUGGACGAGGAGCCCAAGGUCCAGGCAGCUGUGGGGCUCGCCAUUGCACACGUGGCAUCCUGUGAUUGGCCGGAGGAGUGGCCGGACCUCAUGGACCAUCUGAUGGCCGCCCUGGCGGACACGGCAAAUCCCAAGAGAGUGGCAGCAGCCGUGGAGUGCCUGUCCCUCUUCGCAGAGGAGAUAGACGACUCGCAGCUGCCUGCUCUCGUGCCCAAGCUCUUCCCCCCCAUCUUCGCCAUCGUCUCCAACCCGCACCAGGCAUACCGCCCAUCGGCACGCAGGGGAGCGCUGAGUGUGCUGAGAGCGACAGUGGCCACGUUGGGAAUUAUGAGCGCCGUUUACCAGAAGGAGAGCAAGGCGAUAAUAUCCGAGUCCUUGCCCACAUGGGUGGCGCAGUUCUCUGCCAUCCUCUCCGCACCGCUCUCCCAAGACGACCCGCAAGACUGGGGUAUCAGGAAAGAGGUGCUCCGCUGCUUGACUCAGCUCAUUCAGCAUUUCCCUGCUCUGCUCGAGUCGUCCAUGCCAGGCAUACUGGCAGCGUUGUGGCAGAGCUACGUGUCUGGCAUCCCCCUCUACGAGCGACUAGUGGUGGCGGGCUUACCGCUCAUGCCCGCCCCUGCUGCUGCUGCUGGGACAGGGGAAGCAGGGUCAGCGACCAGCAAUGACGCCCCACAGUCAGGACAAGCAGGGACAGGGGGAGUGGGGGGAGGGGAAGGGGGAGAGGGCCUUGAAUCUGCAGCAGAUGAGCUUUCAGCUCUUGCCAUUCAGGCCUUUGAGUUCCUCCUGACUCUCGCCACCAACUCCAGAUUCCAAAAGGGCCUGCAAGGCACAACAGAGGCACUGGUCUACUUCGCCAUAGGCUACAUGCAGAUCACAGCAGCCCAGGAGGAGGAGUGGUCGCAGGACACCAACGAGUUUGUCUCAGAGGAGGACGACGAGGCCAUCAGCUGCCGAACCUCCGCUGCCGCCCUGCUCGAGGAGCUGGUGGCGGAGUUCAAGGAGGAGGCCGUGCAGGGCAUCUCCACGGCGGUGCAGCGGCGGCUGGGCGACACAGUGGUGAACCCCACGGAGCAUGCCCCCGCGUGGUGGAAGUUGCGUGAAGCUGCUAUCUUUGCUGCUGGAACAGUGGCUGACACCUUUCUCCAAUACGAGAUGGAGGGCAAGCCUGUCUUCGACUCUAAGGCGUUCCUCGAUGCACUGCUAUUGCACGACCUGGGCCCAAACGGAGCGGUCAACUUUCCCUUCCUCUACUGCCGCUGCCUCUGGGCUGCUGCCAGGUUCGCCUCUGAGGCACCGACAGAGAAGAAGGUCCAGCUGCUGCGGGUGGCAGCAGAGUCUCUCAGCAAGGACAGGCCUCUGAUCAUCCGCAUAGGAGCAUGCAGAGCCCUCUCUCGCCUGGUGCCCAACAUGCAAGCCCAGGACCUGCGGCCCGUGCUGCCUGCCAUCUACACCGGCAUCAGCGACAUGCUGCCAGAGGUGUCGGACGACACUCUCCAUCUCGCCCUCGAGCUGCUCACUGCUGUCAUCCGCUCAGACGAGGAGGUGACAGCUCAGAUGGAGCCGGUGGUGACGUCAGCACUGCUGGGCAUUUGGGCGGAGCAUGUGAACGACCCCGUGAUCAGCUCCGACACCAGCGACGCCCUCGAGGCCAUGGCCGACCUCCCCGCCUGCAUCGAGUCCAUACUCCGUGCGGCCAUCCCCCCGCUCUCUGCCAUCUUCGCCAAGCCAGAGGAGCAACCCAACGGUUUGGUGGCAGGAGGGAUGGAGCUGCUGACAAUGCUGCUCAAGCGCACGCCUGCCCCUCUGGUGCGGCCGGUGUUUGACGCGCUCUUUGCGCCACUUGCCACCAUCGUGCUGCGAUCCGACGACCACACAGAGCUGCAGAACGGCGCGGAGGCGCUCGCCAUGUUCGUGCGCAAGGGAGGGGAGGAGCUGGUGGCGGGCAGUGCCGACCCCGAUGGCACCAUGAAGACCCUGCUGGACGCUGCUGCCAAGCUAUUGAGUCCGCAGCUGGAGCCGUCCGCGUCUCUCUUCGUGGGCCCGCUGCUGGUGCAGCUGAUCCGGCGCCUGCCGUCACGCAUGGCGCCUCACCUGCAGCCGCUCGUGGCGGCCAUCGUCCACCGCAUGGCUGCCAAGCGCAUGCCCUCGCUUUCUGUCUCGCUGCUGCUCGUCUUCGCACGGCUGGUGCAUUGGGCAUCACCAGACGUGCGCCCUCUGCUGGACCUCCUCUCCUCGCUGCCCCUGCAAGACCAUACCUCCGCCCUGCACUUCCUGCUCUCCGAAUGGGCCAUGUACCACAGCGACAUUCAUGGGGUAUAUCACAGCAAGGUGGCAUCAUCCGCCCUCGCGCUGCUGCUGGCCUCUCGUGACCCGCGCCUGCUGCAAGUGCCCGUGCAGGGCAAGCUGGUGGCGACGUCCAAGGGCGUUGUGACCCGGUCACGAGCGCGGGUGGUGGCGGACAAAUGGACGGAGAUGGCAUUCCCAGCUAAGGCGCUGUCGCUGCUGGCAGGUGCCUUGCUGGAGGCGAAGGAGGAGGGGGAGCAGGCAGAGGCUUUGAGGGGAAAGAGGGGGUCUGGGCAGGGGGAUGGCGAGGAUGAGGACCUGGAGGAGGACGAGGAGGAAGGCAAGGGGCGGGAGGGGCUUGACACGGGGCUGCCGCCUGUCUUUGCUUCAGCCGAGCUCUUCUCCCACCUGCUGGACCAGGAGUUUGGCGAGGAUGCAGGGGAUGAUGAUGACGAUGCUCAAGAUGACCCGCUCAAUCAGAUCAACCUGCCUGUGUUAAUUGCUGAUGUCAUCAGGCAGCUGGCAUCUCAGGAACCAAAUCUCUUCCAGACACUUUCUCAGGAUCUUACUGCGAGAGAGCGCUCAACCAUCCAGUCCACCCUCAGUGCAUCGUGAUAAGCACGUUUCUGCACUGUGAUCAGCACAUGAGAUUGCCGAUCAGCAAUUGAUUAUCGUCAAACAGUGAUACAUGCAGCAUGAUCGCAAUCUGUGCAUCUCGUGGCACCUGUGUGCACCAGGAGCAGCUGCAUGCUUCCCCCGCGCUUCUCGCCUCAUUUUUUAGGUCAAGCUGAGCAUAUUUGAUACGGUAGGGGCAGGGCUGUGCCAUCAGCCAUAGUGAAUCUCCAUUGGUGUGUAGUGUUCAUGGGUGCAUGUUUCUUCGAGCAAGCGCGUCCAACUGUACCAUAUGUAGCUCCGUGAGUGGGGCAAGUUGCAGUGUAGUGCUCACUAUAGGCUACUGGUAGUUGGCUAAUCACCUUUCAUCUAUCAGAUGGUUGCCCAGCCC